AAUAUCGGUGGGCGGGGCCUGCGUGUGGAAUCGUAGGCAUGCGCAGACAUUUUGUCAGUGCUGGUGGAGGUUCCGGCGCUGUGGCUGUACUGCACUCAAGCUGCAGUUAUGGUGAAGAAGCGGAAGAAUCGGAAGAACCGGAUCGUUAUCGACUCGGACUCCGACGAUAGCGGCAGCGAUGACAACCUGGAUCAGGAGCUGCUUUCCCUUGCCAAGCGCAAAAGGAGUGAUUCAGAGGAGAAGGAACCGCCAGUCAGUAAACCUGCUGCAACCUCAGACUCGGAAACCUCCGACAGCGAUGACGAAUGGACGGUUGGGGGGGUUAAAACCAAGAAAAAGAGCAAACCUGAAAAAAAAGGACUGGAGAAGAAACCGUCUGCGAAGAAGACUACUAACAAGGGCGCCUCCUCUGCCAGCUCCGGGAAGGACAGCUCGGGAGAUAGUUCUGCACCUGAAGAAGGUGAAGUUUCAGACUCUGAGAGCAACAGUUCUUCCUCGAGCUCUGACUCGGAUUCCUCUUCGGAGGAAGAGGAGUUUUGUGAUGGCUACGGCGAUGAUCUUAUGGGCGAUGAAGAAGACAGAGCUCGUCUGGAACAGAUGACUGAGAAGGAGCGAGAACAGGAGUUAUUUAACCGGAUUGAGAAGAGAGAAGUGCUUAAAAGACGGUUUGAGAUUAAGAAAAAGCUGAAAACCGCAAAGCGCAAAGAAAAGAAAGAGAAAAAAAAGAAACAUGACGAGGAGCAAGAGAAAAAGAAACAAACGCAGAUCCUGGAGGCCCAGGUUACGUCCCAUAACAAGGAAAGGCGCUCCAAGAGAGAUGAGAAAUUGGACAAGAAGUCACAGGCUAUGGAGGAGCUGCGAGCAGAACGAGAGAAGAGAAAGAACAAGACCGCUGAACUUAUUGCCCGUAAGCAACCUCUAAAGACGAGUGAAGUGUACUCUGAUGAUGAAGAGGAAGAAGAGGAUGAAAAGUCUAGUGAGAAGAGCGACCGUUCCUCUAGAUCGUCUUCGUCGUCUGACGAAGAAAUGGAAACGGAAGAAAUUCCACCAAAGUCUUUGCCCGUUUCUUUACCGGAAGAACUAAAUAAAGUUCGCCUGUCGCGUCAUAAAUUGGAACAUUGGUGCCACAUGCCCUUCUUCGCCAAAACGGUUUCUGGAUGCUUUGUGCGGAUCGGUAUCGGCAACCAUAACAGCAAGCCCGUGUACAGGGUAGCGGAAAUCACUGGUGUAGUGGAAACUGCUAAAGUUUACCAGCUGGGUGGCACAAGGACGAACAAAGGCCUACAGCUCAGACACGGAAGUGACCAGAGAGUAUUUCGCUUAGAAUUUGUGUCCAACCAAGAGUUUACAGAAAGUGAAUUCAUGAAGUGGAAGGAAGCCAUGUUCUCAGCGGGGAUGCAGCUCCCCACGUUGGACGAGAUUAACAAAAAAGAGGUCACAAUUAAAGAAGCCGUGAACUACAAAUUCAAUGACCAGGACAUUGAAGAGAUUGUAAAGGAAAAAGAACGGUUCCGGAAAGCCCCAUCCAACUAUGCCAUGAAAAAGACCCAGCUUUUAAAAGACAAGGCCAUGGCCGAGGAAGCUGGAGAGCAGGAUCGGGCAAAACAGAUUCAAGACCAGCUGAAUGAAUUGGAGGAAAGGGCAGAAGCUCUGGAUCGCCAGCGGACAAAGAAUAUUUCUGCUAUUAGCUACAUUAAUCAGCGGAACAGAGAAUGGAACAUAGUGGAGUCUGAGAAAGCCCUAGUGGCGGAGAGUCAGAGCAUGAAGCAGCAGCAGAUGGAUCCGUUCACCAGAAGACAAUGCAAACCUACUAUGGUGUCCAAUUCCAGGGACCCGGCAGUACAGGCCGCCAUCAUGGCUCAGUUAAAUGCUAAGUAUGGAUCGACUGGAAACCCAGACCCUACUAAAGAUAAAGCAACGAAUCAAAGCAAAGAUAAAGACGGCAACACGAAGUCUACCAGCGACCUGUCAGAAGACUUAUUUAAAGUGCACGACUUUGAUGUUAAGAUUGAUCUGCAAGUCCCCAGUUCAGAAUCCAAGUCACUCUCCAUCUCUUCCAAAGCUCCCCCCUCCAAGGAUGGAGCGCCAAGAAGAUCUUUAAACUUGGAGGACUACAAGAAAAGAAGAGGACUGAUCUAAGAGUCUGGGCCGCUGCUCCAGACCUUGCAUGUUCCAUCGUGUUACAUCAGGUUUUUUAUUUCUCCAUUAUUACUUUUUUUGGGGUUUGUUUUUGUCUUCACCAGACCGGAGCAGCAAAAAGGAAGAGAAGACUUUGUACCAUCCUAAAAAAAACUACAUGUAAAUAAACUGUAUAUACCUGUC
Messenger RNA from Hyla sarda, 2322 nucleotides. It is a transcript of the gene RTF1, whose product is annotated as RTF1 homolog, Paf1/RNA polymerase II complex component. The transcript has 18 exons. Gene Ontology annotation, cellular component: Cdc73/Paf1 complex. The record is from RefSeq and is a predicted model, not a curated record. Gene Ontology annotation, molecular function: RNA polymerase II C-terminal domain phosphoserine binding; DNA binding. NCBI's taxonomy places the organism in Eukaryota, Metazoa, Chordata, Amphibia, Anura, Hylidae. The coding region runs from base 109 to 2139 and encodes 676 amino acids.